Messenger RNA from Archocentrus centrarchus (flier cichlid), 4969 nucleotides. RefSeq names its product NACHT, LRR and PYD domains-containing protein 3-like. Gene Ontology annotation, molecular function: protein binding. The transcript has 13 exons. Bases 1 to 3858 code for a protein of 1285 amino acids. The record is from RefSeq and is a predicted model, not a curated record. Lineage: Eukaryota; Metazoa; Chordata; Actinopteri; Cichliformes; Cichlidae.
AUGGAUCAGUGUGAGGACAGAGAGGAGGGAGUCCCUCCCUCUAAAACCACUCUGUGUGGGGAACAUGAGAGCCAGACCACAGCUCAGAGGAACCAACCUGAACUUGAACCCAAGCUGAGCUGUGUGUCCUUAAAGAAUGAUUGGUCUGAAGAGCACCUGAUUCACUUUAAAGGACAGCAGGCGUCUGCUGCAGACAGGAUCUGUGGGAGACCUGAUAGACCUAGACCUGAACCCAGCUGUGUGUCCUUAAAGAGUGACUGGUCUAAAAAUUUUGACAUUAAUUUUAAAGGACAGCAACCAUCUGCAGCGGAGAGGGUCUAUGGGAGAUUUGCUGAACAUGGAGGUAAACCUGGAACUGAGCCCAGCUGUGUGUCCUUAAAGAGUGACUGGUCUAAAAAUUUUGACAUUAAUUUUAAAGGACAGCAGCCAUCAGCUGCAGAGAGAGUAGACCAGAAAAGCUCAGAGAUUACAAGUGGUCAGUCUGCACAGCACCAUCAAACACAGAUGGACUCCAUAUUUACGCUGCUGGAGGACAACAUCAUCACUUUUGUGAAAAACGAGCUGAAGAAAAUCCAGAUGGUUCUGAGUCCAGGUUACCCAGGAUCCUUAGAAGAUAUGGAGACAUUGGAGGGUGAAGAUGAAGAGCAGACGAGGACCAGGAGAGGGGCUAUUCUGAAGAUUACAGUGUACUUCCUGAGGAGAAUGAAGCAGGAGGAGCUGGCUAAGCGACUGCACAGUCAAGUGCUUUCUCCACUUUGUCAAUGUGAACUUAAAUUUAAGCUAAAGAAGAAGUUUCAGUGUGUGUUUGAGGGGAUCGCUAAAGCAGGAAACCCAACCCUUCUGAAUCAGAUCUACACAGAGCUCUACAUCACAGAGGGAGGGACUGCAGAGAUCAAUGAUGAACAUGAGGUCAGACAGAUUGAAACAGCAUCCAGAAAACCAGACAGACUAGAAACAACAAUCAGACAAGAAGACAUCUUUAAAGCCUCACCUGGAAGAGAAGAACCAAUCAGAACAGUGCUGACAAAGGGAGUGGCUGGCAUUGGGAAAACAGUCUUAGCACAGAAGUUCACUCUGGACUGGGCUGAAGACAAAGCCAACCAGGACAUCCAGUUCAUGUUUCCAUUCACUUUCAGAGAGCUGAAUGUGCUGAAAGAGGAAAAGUUCAGCUUGGUGGAACUUGUUCAUCACUUCUUUCCUGAACCCAAAGAAGCAGGAAUCUGCAGCUUUGAAGACUUCCAGGUUGUGUUCAUCUUUGAUGGUCUGGAUGAGUGUCGACUUCCUCUGGACUUCAACAAAACUACAGUCUUAACUGACCCUAGAAAGUCCACCUCAGUGGAUGUGCUGCUGACAAACCUCAUCAGGGGGAAACUGCUUCCCUCUGCUCGCAUCUGGAUAACCACACGACCUGCAGCAGCCAAUCAGAUCCCUCCUCAGUGUGUUGGCAGGGUGACAGAGGUCAGAGGGUUCACUGACCCACAGAAGGAGGAGUACUUCAGGAAGAGAUUCAGAGAUGAGGAGCAGGCCAGCAGGAUCAUCUCACACAUCAAAAUAUCACGGAGCCUCCACAUCAUGUGCCACAUCCCAGUCUUCUGCUGGAUCACUGCUACAGUUCUGGAGGAUGUGCUGAGAACCAGAGAGGGAAGAGAGCUGCCCAAGACCCUGACUGAGAUGUACAUCCACUUCCUGGUGGUUCAGGCCAAAGUGAAGAAGGUCAAGUAUGAUGGAGGAGCUGAGACAGAUCCACACUGGACUCCAGAGAGCAGGAAGAUGAUUGAGUCUCUGGGAAAACUGGCUUUUGAUCAGCUGCAGAAAGGAAACCUGAUCUUCUAUGAAUCAGACCUGAUCAAGUGUGGCAUUGAUAUCAGAGCAGCCUCAGUGUACUCAGGAGUGUUCACACAGGUCUUUAAAGAGGAGAGAGGGUUGUACCACGACAAGGUGUUCUGCUUCAUCCAUCUGAGUGUUCAGGAGUUUCUGGCAGCUCUUCAUGUCUAUCUGACCUUCAUCAGCUGUGGAAUCAAUUUGUUGGAAGAGGAACAAACAACCACCACCAUGUGGUCCAAAUUAUUUAACAAACCAAAACUACAUUUGCUUCACCAGAGUGCUGUGGACAAGGCCUUACAAAGUCCAAACGGACACCUGGACUUGUUCCUGCGUUUCCUCCUCGGUAUUUCACUGAAGACUAAUCAGACUCUCCUACGAGGUCUGUUGACAGAAACAGGAAGUAGCUGGCAGAACAAUCAGGAAACAGUUCAGCACAUCAAGAAGAAGAUAAGAAAGAAUCUGUCUGCAGAGAAAAGCAUCAAUCUGUUCCACUGUCUGAAUGAACUGAAUGAUCGUUCUCUAGAGGAGGAGAUCCAACAGUCCCUGAGAUCAGGACGUCUCUCCACAGAUAAACUGUCUCCUGCUCAAUGGUCAGCUCUGGUCUUCAUUUUACUGUCAUCAGAGAAAGAUCUUAACAUGUUUGACCUGAAGAAAUACUCUGCUUCAGAGGAGGCUCUGCUGAGACUACUCCCAGUCGUCAAAGCCUCCAAUAAAGCUCUACUGACUGUCUGUAACCUCUCGGAGAAAGGCUGUAAAGCUCUGUCCUCAGCUCUCAGCUCCCAGUCCUCUGGUCUCAGAGAGCUGGACCUGAGUAACAACAAUCUACUGGAUUCAGGAGUGAAACUUCUGUCUGUUGGAGUGGAGAGUCCACACUGUAAACUACAAUCGCUAAGACUGAGUGGCUGUAAUCUCUCAGAGAGAAGCUGUGAAGCUCUGUCCUCAGUUCUCAGCUCCCAGUCCUCCAGUCUGAGAAAGCUGGACCUGAGCAACAAUGACCUGCAGGAUUCAGGAGUGACACUUCUGUCCACUGGACUCAAGAGUCCACAAUGUACACUGGAAUCUCUCAGACUGAGUAUAUGUAACCUGUCAGAGAGAAGCUGUGAAGCUCUGUCAUCAUAUCACAACUCUCAGUCCUCUAGCCUGAUAGAGCUGGACCUGAGUAACAAUGACCUGCAGGAUUCAGGCAUGAGGCUUUUAUCUUGUGGACUGGAGAGUCCACAUUGUACAAUGGAAACUCUCAGGCUGUCAGGGUGUUUGAUCACAGAGGAAGGCUGCACUUCUCUUGCUUCAGCUCUGAGCUCCAACCCCUCUCAUCUGAAGGAGCUGGACCUGAGCUACAAUCAUCCAGGAGACUCAGGAAUGAAGCUGCUGUCGGCCGGACUGAAAGAUCCACGCUGGAGACUGGACACUCUCAGGGCGGAGCCUGCUGGAGUCCAGUGGUUGAACCCAGGUCUGAGGAAGUAUUCCUGUCAACUCACAAUCGACACAAACACAGUAAACAGAAACCUCAAACUGUCUGACAACAACAGGAAGGUGACAUAUGUCUUGGAGAAGUUUAAGUCAUAUCCUGAUCAUGGAGACAGAUUUAUUGACCGGUGUCCUCAGCUGCUGUGUAGAAAUGAUCUGACUGGUCGCUGUUACUGGGAGGUCGAGUGGAGCGGAAAAGCUUGGAUAUCAGUGAGUUACAAAAGAAUCAGAAAGAAAGGAAACAUUAAUGACUGUGUGUUUGGAUGGAAUGAUCUGUCCUGGAGUCUGAAGUGCACUGAUGAUGGUCCUCAUUCUGUCUGGCACAAUAAAAGGCAAACAUCCAUCUCCUCCUCCUCCUCCUCCUCUGUCUCUAACAGAGUAGCAGUGUAUGUGGACUGUCCUGCUGGCACUCUGUCCUUCUACAGAGUCUCCUCUGACACUCUGACCCACCUCCACACCUUCAACACCACAUUCACUGAACCUCUUUAUGCUGGAUUUGGGGUAGGGUUCAUGAAUGAUUCUUGGGGAUUUUCAUUCUAUCGUGAUUCCUCAGUGUUUAUGUGCUGAGUUUAGUCUAAAGAGUGUCUUCCUGUUAGAGAAAUAUGCUGACUGUUACGCAGAUAGUUCAGUCUGCACAUUCCGUAAACUGGAACUGGGCCUGAUCCUGUCUGAAUCUGUGAUCCUUAUCCAUUUUGGAUUUGACCUGCUGUGCAACUGGACUCUGACCUGGACACAGACUGUCCAUAAUCUUGCUCCAAGGACAACUGCAAGAUUAACCAUGCAGCGCUGCAGCACUGAUGUGACAGCUAGGUGGCCUCCUUUAAAACAUGGCCACAUGGCCACAUGAUUAUAACCUUGAGAAUACCUUCAUGCCCUGCUGGGUGCGAACCAGUGGGAUGCCACUGAUUUGGCACUUCAAUCAGUGUUCAGCCCCUUUACACCUUUACUUAUGGGCCAGGGCUUAGUGAAAACAAAAUUCACAAAAGAGGUGGCCCUGGAGUAGACAAGACAAAAACUAGCCCUGGUGCAGUAAGUCAGACCAGGUGAUUAAACUUGGUGGACCUGGGUGGCUCCUUGUUUGUUUUUGAAACUGUGGCAUAUGUUGUUUGGAAGUGCCAGGCACACUUCCUUGUUUUUGAUCCUGUUUUGCUUGGAAAACCCGGAGUGGAUUUUCUUUGUUCUUUUUGUACAAAUGAACUGAAGAACUUUAAUGAACUGAAAUUCACUGAGCUAACCUAAACUGAAUCACUUCACUUGGAUGAUUGCUUUGAUGUGUUCUUUUGUUGCAUGGGUAGUUGAAUAUAUUUUCUUUUGCGUUAUUGACAAGCUGAACUGGGUUGUUUUCAUUGGGUGUUUAGCCUUUAUGUUACUUACAUCCUUAGUGAGGUUUGCAAGGCAGCCAAGUUGUAAAACUCAAUAAUCUUUUCAGGAGAGAGACCUCACCAAAAAACAAAAAUUACUUUAAAUCCGAAUAAACCUAAGCAAACGGUCACACCAAAAUAACAGUGAACCAGGCUCACAGUCUGUGGGUGCCUCAGGCUGAACCAAGCAGGGUUGACAUUUAAACAUGUGAAGUACUGUUUUUAAAGCUGAACAUAUCCAACAGCUUCUGUAUGAAUCAAAGUCUGUUUAUGAAUAUGAGUCAUGGCUGCAUGCAAACUAUUCAACUGAUGUAAAA